UGUAAUUCUUGUGUGUGGAACAUCACAAAUCACAAACAAAACUUUCACGUCCAUCCAUUUCUUACGACCUUAAUCCUGAUAUCUCUAAGAUUUGUUGCUUCUUUCGUGUUAACUUGGUCAAUUCCUGCGGAAUUCCUGUGGAAUUGACAAAUCCUUCUGCCCGAAAGAACUUUGCCAGGUCCUCGGCAUCACUGAUUUCUUGCUUUUCGCUGGGCUGACUGUUGAAUUUUCGAAAUCAGCCAGUUUGUUUUAAAUAAAACUUUCACCCAUUGGCGUUUGACUGGGCAAAAUCAUGCCGGACCAAAGCGAGAUGAAAAUCGCUGUCAUUUGUUCGAGCAACAUGAACAGAAGCAUGGAAGCCCAUGCGUUCCUCAGCAAAAAAGGUUUUUGUGUCAAAUCGUAUGGAACUGGAGACAAGGUUAAAUUGCCAGGACCAGCUGCUGACAGACCAAAUGUGUACGAAUUUGGCGCAACCUACGACGAAAUUUACAACGACCUUCUUCACAAAGACAAAGUCUUGUACACCCAAAACGGCCUGUUACACAUGCUCGAGAGGAACAGGAGAAUCAAACAGCGACCUGAAAGAUUCCAGUUAACCAAGGAAAAGUUUGAUGUGAUCAUUUCAUGCGAAGAGAGAGUGUAUGACCAGGUCAUUGAGUGUCUGGAAGGCAAGGAUAACGAAACAAACGCACCUGUUCAUGUGAUAAACAUCGACAUUCAAGACAACCACGAAGAAGCUACGAUUGGCGCCUUUUUGAUUUGCGAGUUGAUUGACUUGAUGAGCCACAGUGAGGACCUGGACAACGACAUCGAUGAGCUGCUGCAAGACUUUGAAUCCAAAAAUGAACGCAGUAUCUUGCACAGUGUUUAUUUUUACUAAGAUUGUGAUGGACAAGGAAAGCAUGAAAUAUUUUAUUCAAUUAAUUUACUUGAGUCAAAUGGUUAAUUGCCAAGGAAAAUUGGAACUGCGCGCUACUUAUUCAGGGCUUAGCCGCAUCAAAUGAAUAGCUAUUUCAGAGCAUUGAAAACUUGCUGAAAUAUCUGCCUCUUCGUACAAAAAAAUCGGUCCAUUACUCGUUUAUUUAUUGAAUCCCAAUUUAGUGAAUGGGUUUUCUGAAAUUAUUUAAAAAAAACUAAUAAAAAAUAAUUUUGGUAUUUUACUACUACUACAGAUUCAACUUAUUGUAAACUUAUGCUAAAGUCAACUACUUAUUCACUGUUAUGUGUUAAUUUUGUUCCUGUAUUAAAAAUUUGAGUGUUUACCAAUGAUAACACGCAUCAAUUACUUAUAUUAAAAUGCAAGAUGAUCAGUGCAAUUAAUAUAAUGCAAUUAUGUAGCCACUGAGAUAUAUAAUAUGGCUUUGGUUCACACUAUUGAGCUGGUUGUUUGUAACCAUCCAGAUGCUGUUAUUUCCAAAAUUUUCUCAAGCCAAUAGCAACAAAUCCAACAACCGCGAAAUGGUUCACCCCAGGAUAUUUAAAUUGGCCACUUCUUCAAAGAUUAACUAAUCCUCUUGGUUUGUGUAGAAGCAUGCAUAUAUGUCUUUUUGAUUUAUGUGGAAUUAUUGACGAAUUUAAAUAAGUCUGUUUUGUAUUCCCUGCUCUGGGAAGUUAUUAAUUGUAUUCUCCUAAGAAAUGGACAUGAUGUGGAAAAACUGUAAAAUAAACUGCUUGAUUUAAGCCAAAUUUACGACAACA
This is a messenger RNA of Cloeon dipterum, 1698 nucleotides long. RefSeq names its product Ssu72 CTD phosphatase (gene Ssu72). The coding region runs from base 293 to 880 and encodes 195 amino acids. Gene Ontology annotation, molecular function: RNA polymerase II CTD heptapeptide repeat phosphatase activity. NCBI's taxonomy places the organism in Eukaryota, Metazoa, Arthropoda, Insecta, Ephemeroptera, Baetidae. Gene Ontology annotation, biological process: termination of RNA polymerase II transcription. The transcript has 5 exons. The record is from RefSeq and is a predicted model, not a curated record. Gene Ontology annotation, cellular component: mRNA cleavage and polyadenylation specificity factor complex; nucleus.